This is a messenger RNA of Cajanus cajan (pigeon pea), 2361 nucleotides long. NCBI's taxonomy places the organism in Eukaryota, Viridiplantae, Streptophyta, Magnoliopsida, Fabales, Fabaceae. The record is from RefSeq and is a predicted model, not a curated record.
AUGUGUACCGACUACACCGACCUUAAUAAAGCCUGUCCCAAGGAUGCCUAUCCACUCCCAUGUAUUGACCGACUCGUCGAUGGUGCUUCCGGGCACGCUAUAUUUAGCUUCCUAGAUGCUUACUCCGGCUACAACCAGAUCAAAAUGCAUCCGGCCGACGAAGAAAAGACAGCAUUCAUAACCGAGAACGCCAAUUUUUGUUAUAAAGUGAUGCCAUUUGGGCUGAAGAAUGCCGGGGCAACUUACCAGAGGUUAGUGGACAAGGUGUUUAACGGUCAGAUCGGCCGAAACAUCAAGAUAUAUGUGGACGAUAUGGUGGUGAAGUCCAAUUCUCUGGCCGAACACUUAACCGACCUGACUAAAAUCUUUGGUGAACUCCGGAAGCACAACAUGAGACUCAACCCCGAGAAGUGUACCUUCGGGGUCAAGAGAGGCAAAUUCCUAGGUUUUAUGCUGUCGGCGAGAGGCAUAGAAGCGAACCGAGACAAAUGUCAGGCCGUGUUGAGCAUGCGAAGCCCGAGCAACCAAAAGGAAUUGCAACGCCUCUCUGGAAGAUUGGUCGCCUUAUCCCGAUUCCUCCCACGGUUAGGCGACAAAAUUAGCCCGAUGACAAAACUCCUGCGGAAGGCAUCGAUCUUUUCAUGGGAUGAACACUGCGAAGCAGCCUUCGCAGCUUUGAAGACGACCUUGGCGACACCUCCGACCCUUACGAAGCCUGAUCCUCUGUGCCCGAUACUUGUAUAUUUGGUCGUGUCCGAGGAGGCUAUCAGCUCGGUUCUGGUGCAAGAAAAAGAAGGCAACCAAGCUCUUGUAUAUUUUGUCAGCCGACUACUACAAGAUUCAGAAACCCGGUACCAGUUGAUAGAAAAAGUGGCACUCGGUCUAGUACACACGUCUCGACGCCUAUGCCAUUACUUCCAAAGCCACCGAAUUGUUGUACACACCGACUGUCCCGUCGCUAAGGUGUUAAGCAAACCAGAACUCGCCAGAAGAAUGAUGGCCUCGUCAAUGGAACUCUCGCAAUUCGACAUCACCUUCAAAUCGAGGGGACCGAUCAAGGCUCAGUGUUUGGCCGUCUUCAUAAAUGAACUCCACCCACAGGGCCAAUUCGAGGAACAAUGGAGGCCCCUCCAUGUGCACGGAUCCUCAAACAGCCAGGGGAGCGGGGCAGGAAUCAUCUUAGAAGGAUCGAGAGGGAUAACGUUGGAACAAUCCUUGCACUUCCGGUUCAAGGCCUCGAACAACCAAGCCGAAUACGAAGCUUUAUUGGCAGGAUUAAGGCUGGCCGAGGAUAUGGGUGCAUCAAGAGUCAAGUGCCGGACCGACUCCAAAGUGGUGGCCGAGCAAGUGGGGGGAAGCUUCCAAGAGGUGUUGGUCGAGCACAUCCCGCGCGAAGACAACACUCGUGCCGACCAGUUGGCUCGGCUGGCCGCGACCAAAAAACCGGGACAUUUGAGAACGAUCAUUCAACAAGAGAUCGACCGCCCUAGUGUCGAUGCAGAAGUGGUGGCAUAUGUCAAUUCCGACCGUGCUGACCAGGACGACUCCCAAGACUGGCAAUCCGAAAUCAGAGAGUUUCUCAUAAGUGGAACCACGCCGGCUAAUCCAUCCGAAGCCAAACGACUAAGAACCCAAGCCAGCAGAUACGUCGUUAUCGCCGGCCAGCUGUACAAACGCGGUUUCUCUACCCCGUUACUCAAGUGCCUAAACUCCGCCGAGGCUGAUUAUGUGACGAGAGAAGUGCACGAGGCCGAGCAGCUACAUUGUAUUCCUCUAGCAUGGCCGUUCGCCAUAUGGGGGGCCGACAUACUCGGACCCUUCUCGAUUGCCAAGGGACAAUGCAAGUUCCUCCUUGUUGUCGUGGAUCUAUUCACUAAAUGGAUCGAGGCUGAGCCCUUGGCAUGCAUCUCAGCUCAUCAAGUUCAGAAAUUUCUAUGGAGAAACAUCAUUACCUGGUUCGGUGUCCCACACACCCUGGUGACCGACAACGGCCUUCAAUUCACCGACCGAAAACUCAAUGAGUUUGUAAGGGGCCUCGGAGUGCAGCACAAGGUCACAUCAGUCGAACACCCGCAAACGAACGGUCAGGCUGAGUCGGCAAAUAAAGUUAUAUUGGCGGAGUUGAAGAAACGCCUUGGAGAGGCGAAUGGAGCAUGGGCCGAACAGUUACCCGAGGUACUAGGGGCCUACCGAUGCACCCCCCAAUCGACUACGCAAGAGACUCCUUUUCGCCUAGUCUAUGGAUCUGAUGCGAUGAUUCCGGUGGAAAUCGGGGAACCCUCAUUCCGCCGAGCCCACUUUGACGAGCUUCAUAACGAAGCCGAGCUUCGUGCAAACCUGGACACCAUGGAAGACGUUUGA